This is a messenger RNA of Anguilla anguilla (European eel), 3244 nucleotides long. RefSeq names its product homeobox protein not2-like. Gene Ontology annotation, biological process: regulation of DNA-templated transcription. The coding region runs from base 2202 to 2903 and encodes 233 amino acids. The transcript is spliced from 2 exons. Gene Ontology annotation, molecular function: DNA binding; DNA-binding transcription factor activity, RNA polymerase II-specific. Lineage: Eukaryota; Metazoa; Chordata; Actinopteri; Anguilliformes; Anguillidae. The record is from RefSeq and is a predicted model, not a curated record.
AAGAUCCAGAACUAUUGUCACUGGUCAGUACGUAUAGAAUACCUUUCUUGAAAUAUGCCAACAGGUCCGACCGAAGUAGCUGCAGUGAUAAAUCAUCCGUAAUAUGGUUGACGAACGUCGGCGCAUUGCCCUCAUCGUGCACUAGAUGGCACGAUAAUGGUUAUUUGACCUGGGCGACUUAUUGUAAACGACCCUUAUGUGAUCAUGGAAAGUGGUGUGUUGGCAUUAACGCAUGAACAUUCUCACUUGGGUCAACUACAAAAGUGGCAUGACAGAAAAUAAACAUGCGCACAUGCUAUGAGUUUUCCUUCUGAAUACAAAAGUAUGAAAUGUCCUUUGAAAAUAUUCCCUUUUUACAGAUACUUUAAUACAGAGCGACGGUGCGGCCCCCUCAGCUAGAUUUAGGAACACUCCCAGGAGCACUAUUAUUGUGUGUAAAGUAGGUUAACAGUACAGAACAAGAACGUUCGCAUUCGUCAAUGCUCAAUAAAAAUUCGAUCUUAAUGUUCUUUGGAAGACUACUGAAGACAUUUUCUAAGUAAACUUGAAAAAUUUAUAUUGGCUCUUAAGGGUAUAUCCUAUGCCUAAUUCAAGAAUCUAAUUCAAGAAUCUAAGAUCAAGGUGGAACUACAGGUCAAGGUGAUAAAUUCCAGAUACUCAAAUUCAUACAGUAGUCGAUUGUCUCUUUAAUCUUGAUGAUCUUGUGAAAAGUUGCAAACGAGGCUUUUCGGGACUCUUUGAACUCAAUGUGGUGGUGCCUCGCACAUACGUGCAUGGUAACAACAAUGGUAAUUACCAUUCUAUUCAACGUGGAGAUUACAAUCUCUGAGAGAACUUCAUGUCGAAACUAAAACGUAAUAAAUUAGAUGGGCUAGUCUGUAGUUCGUUCAAAUGCUUUUGCCAAUGUUAUUUACGAAAGUUACUUACAAGUUGUAGUUAUCCUUUGCCACGGAACCUUAAACCAAUGCCAAAUUUCAGUCGCCUGUCAGCGCUAUCUGAAAUCAGUGUAAACUCGUAUAACAUUUUCCGUACUGUUGCGCUUGAGAUGCUUAGUUGUAUAGGCUACUAUACCCAUCCCAGGCGACCGAUAUGCUUAGCCCUAUUUGUCAUUGCAAGCCAAAAUAGCCCAAUCAACUGCGCAUUGCCCACGUUUAGCCACCGUACAUAAUAACAUGAAUCGUAAUUAGGGUUAAUAACUAAUGAACUGUACCAACAGGCUACAUAAAUCACAACUAAAACGACCAACAGGACUAAUGUGCAGAGUUCAGUGGUGCAAUUUGUGAGUUGGCUAUCUGGUGACAGUCAUCAAUAGUUCAACUAAUUUCCUUUAGAGAUGUGAAACUGAAAUGUGGCAACGCAGUAGGCCUACUUGCCUGCUGGUGGAUUUACUUCUGUUUGCACAAAUGUAUUAUUUCAGUUAGACAUUGAACCUUUCCGGUUUUGAUCUUGAAUUAAUUUCCCUUCUUUUGAAAUUUAGGACCGUAUGAUCUAAACUGAUAGGGUCUAAUCCAUAUGCACGAGCAUAUGUUAAAUUAGAUCUAAAGUUAUGUUGCAUUUUCUAACAUUUAAGUCUUCUGUAUAUUUCUGGUAGGAGUCCUUGUUUAACGUUGAAGUCCAAACCCCACCUCUCGUUAGACAGAUCCUCCCUUAAAUCACAUUUUUAAAUGAUUAAAGUAUUAUUAUUUUUAAUGCGUUAGGCUAUAACAUAGAAGUCGUCUCUUUUUCUUUUUUUUCGACAACUCUUCCGACUUAGCCUAAUAUCGGAAAAAAUAUAAUGACAUUUAGGCUAAAUCUCGCUGCAUCGUAGGCGUUUGUCGAAACUGCCGAUAAUGCUGAUUAAAUAGCUCACAUUAUCUAAAAUAUAGGUCAAUAAAAGCAGUCGUUGACCUCUUUUGGCUUUGCUCUUAGUUUGAUUGGCGAUAUUGGCACUUCAUCAGUGCAUUGACAGUAAAUCUUCAGAAGUCUUAAAUUCGAAUUUAUCGGGUCGUAGAUGAUCCAUUAGCACUCCCAGCCUGCACCAGCAGCCAUCAUCAAGGCGGUUAACCCUAAUCUCUUCAAAGAGAUUUUUUCGCCUUCAUUGUGACAACACCCUGGGGCCCACUUCAUCCAAUCCGACGAGGCGGUGUAUAAAGCCUUGGUCACUUUAGCCUGUGACACUCACACACUCGCAGAAACAACUCUACUCACUGAAAGAAAGUGUAAUGAUCAGCAUGGAUGCAGCAUUUUUCUGCGGGCAAUCUUAUGCCUCCCCAACACAAUAUUUUUGUGGCGAAAGGGACGAUGCGUCAGGACUGCCCACGAAAGCCCCGGAGACAAGACAGAAAUGCUCUUUCAGCAUUGAGGCUAUCCUCUCUACAAGUUCCCGGGAACCCGGCCAGCUCAAGACGGAACUGCAUCAGGGGCUAACGCAUCCAGCACCGCUUGCCCCUCAAUUAUGGCUUCCAUCGGGAUAUUCCACCCCGGGCUCCCCAUAUAUUCACAAUUACACAAGUUACCACCCAAACGACAUCCAAAACCAUAAUGGUUUUGCUGGGCCGUGUGACAAGCUGAUGUCAAGAAGGAGUUAUGUGCGCAGAACCUGCAGAAGAAUCCGUACUAUCUUCACCGAUGAGCAGUUGAUGAAGCUGGAGGAGGUAUUCAGCAAACAGCGCUACAUGACAGGGACGGAGAAAGUGCUCCUCGCCUCCGCUCUGCGACUCUCCGAGACUCAGGUGAAGGUUUGGUUCCAGAAUAGGAGAACGAGGUGGCGCAAGACCCAAGAAGAUAUGGCUGUAGCUAGCUCUCAGGACAGCAACGGACUCAAACAGCGUAGCUCUCCAAGGGAGGACGAGUUUAGCCCAUCUCAGUGGACGAGGAAGAUUCAUGGUCACCUUGAAGAAAAACAUGUUCGACGUGUUUUAUAGUUGCGUGCAAGGCUCAAAUGAAUGUACUGUAAUUUAAAUUCUUGUUACACAAGAAACGUUUUUAUUUUUUUAUUAUUAUUUUUUAGAUACUUGUAAAGUGAAAUGUUCAUUGUUUUAUCGAUGUUUUUACAGAGUGCAUGUGGUCCCUAUCUAACUCAUGAACUCUGUUAGUGUUGAAUUAACACUGGACAUUUUACAGUGCUGAGAUUGUAAUCUGCGAUGUUCCACCGUGUGGAGCAAGAUUGAGUCAUUGCUGUGUCUUUACAAUAAAAUUGAAUUUUCCGCCAUUGUUUACUCAUGAAUAAAACCUUUAAUUCAAUAAUAAAACGUCAUACAGAUUA